GCAAAUCGUAGACUCACAAGGUGUUCUUUCAUUAUAAAGUGAAGUUGGUGAGGGAGCGUAUUCAAAUCUUCGGGUGUUUUUUUUUUUAUGUAAAGUGUCAAUUUUCGAUUGACAUGGAGUUAUACUCCUCAGAGAGUAGCGAUAGCGAUGGUUUUCCGUCUAUGAAAACUGUUGACUAUUCUUAUAUGAUGAUUACCAAUCAGAUCUUAAAGAAAAAUAUUGAAGCUCUUGAACAAGAGAAACAGCGUGAUAGAAAACCAGAUGUAGUUCAAAAACUGCAUGUCAACAACAAUCAGUUGACUGAAUUACCCCAAAAUCUGUCGCACUUUCACAACCUCAGGCAUAUUGAUGUCAGUAAUAAUCGUUUAAGAAGUAUACCUGAAACUUUGACCAGAUUUCCUCUCGUAACGUUGAAUGCCAAGAAUAAUCUUAUCACUAACGACAAUCUUCCCAAAUCAUUUCAACCAUGGGCUUCAACUUUAUUAAAGUUAAAUUUGGGUGGUAAUAGUUUGACUCAUUUCCCCCCUCAAGUAUUAGAUGUAUUACAAUUGAAAAGUCUUUACUUAGGAAGCAAUCACAUAGAAGAAUUACCCAGGAAUAUCAACAAAUUAUCAAGUUUAAGUCUGCUGUGUGUUGGAGGAAAUCGUCUCAUUGAAGUACCUGAUAGUGUUGGUGAAUUAAAUAAUCUUGAAGUACUAAUUGUUAGUGAUAAUAAGCUUGAAAACUUACCUCCAAGUAUUGCGAGCUUGAAAAAACUGAAAACUUUGCAGCUUCACAAGAAUAGGCUUCGCACUCUUCCAACUGAAAUAAUUAAGUUGAAGUGUCUUUCAGAGUUGAGUUUGAGAGAUAAUCCUCUGGUUGUGAAAUUUGUUAAUGACAUGACAUACAAUCCUGCUACAUUGCUUGAAAUUGCCGCAAGAGUUGUUAAAGUAAAUGAAAUAACUCAUACUCCUGAAGAUCUACCAAGAUGUCUCAGGGAAUACCUCAACUCUGCACAUUAUUGUGUCAAUCCAAGGUGCAAUGGUGUUUUUUUCGAUAAUCGUGUGGAGCAUAUUAAAUUUGUUGAUUUUUGUGGCAAAUAUCGUGUCCCAUUGCUACAGUAUUUGUGUUCUUCAAAAUGUGUUGUUGAUAAUUCUGCUCUUCGUGAAGGAGGAGGUCAUUCCUAUCGAACCGAUAUCAUGAGGAAAGUGCUGCUUGGAUAGCCCUUGAUCAGCCCCUAUCUUGUUAUUUUAGGGGAAGGUACAAUGAAUGAAACAAUUGCUUCACAUUCAUCUCUCAUGUUGUGAAGUGGAAUAAUGAAUAAAGAAGGAAAAAGAUAUUAUAAUAUUCAUUUGUCUUAAAAUAAGUAUAUUCUUAUCCAUGAUUGAGAUAGAGCCUAUUUCUAAUAGGGAAUUAGUGAAUAUAUCAUUUUCUGUAAGAAAACAUUCCAAAAUAUUCAUUAGCAAUUCUUCAUUGAAUUAUAUAUUAUAUAAGCAUAAAACUUGUGUCAUGAAUUUAUAAACUAUAAUUGAAUGUUAACAUUUCUUAAGAGAUAAGUCCUUUUUUGUUGUUACAAAGUAUAAUUUUUCUUUUUAUUAAUAUACAACUUGUCUGAAAAAAUUGUUAUUAUAGUUAUAAGAGUAGCAAAAUUAGUUUUCAUCUAUAAUAGACUAAGCAUUACCUUGUUAUAAAUCCAAAUUUGCAUUCCGUUUCUUUCUUGAAUGUUAGAUGUGAUAAAAUGAAAAAUUGAAAUUUGUUAUCAGAUAACUUAGGAUUUGUAUUGAAAGUUACUGAAGGUAUAUUGUUAUUAAAAAAGAAAGUCUCAUAAUACUUUUUGAUACCUUACUAUAUUAAUACUUGUUAUUAUGUUAAGUUUAUUUUUUCUUUGAAGUUUAAUUAAUCAUAAAUAUAAGUUACCAUCAUGAAGUUUUGUUAGAUUUUUUUUUAAACAUAUCGUCGGUAAAAAAGUAAAAGGUUGUGUAAAACAACAUAAAAAUUAUAAUUUGUUUUAUGUCUUGUGGCCAGCAGUAUAUUUUAAUUUGUGUCACUCCGUUUUGAAGUAUAUUUGUACCAGAAGUAAUGUCUGCUAUAAUUACAGUUUCCUUUUACUAUAUCCUUUAUGAAAAUUUUUGCAGUUGAUAAAACGUCAUAUUAUACUUAGUUUAUAUAUAUGUUCUGAAAUCAUUUUUUUUUUUUUUUUUGUUACUUGAAAAAACAAUUUAUUGCCGGUCUCACUGUGAAACUGUUCGAGUCAAAAAUGUUUUGAUUUUAGGUUAUUUUAUUAUUGUCUAAAUUUUAUCCUCAGCAAUUUAUGGUUAUUUUUUAAAUUAAUACAUAUCACUUGCUAGCUACUACUUAUUAUUUUAAACACAAUGAGCAAGUUCCUUAAUGGAGCGCUGAGCUAUCGUUUCACCUUGUUUGAAGAGGGAUCUGAUGUCAUCGCUAUGCUCAGCAAUGAGUUCAAGAAUUCAUCUUAUGCAUCUCAAUUUGAUUAAAAUAUUUUAUUUUAUUUUUUUGUCCCUCCUGAAGAGAUUGGGAUUUGUUAAUUACUCGGUUUUCCAUUGAAACUGAAAUUAUGGUUUUUCAAUUUUAAUAUUUGUGGUAAACAAAUUCAUUGAUAAAUUAAUUAUCUUGUGAUAAUGUUGAACUAACCAAAAUUAAACUGACAAUCCUUAAUUUCCUAUCACUAUGUGAAAUAUCUAGAUUUCUCUAAAUGUGAAUAUAACUAUUCAACAUUUAUAUUACAUUGAUUGCCAAAUUUGUUUAUAUCUGUUACCAUUAAAGGUUUAAAGAAUUUUAAAUAUUAAUAUUAUUGGUUUUUCAACUUUGUGAAGUUAAAAUCUUAUUUCAUUACCUACUAUCCUAUUUCAUUUUUAUCUCAGUCAAUAAAAGCUUUUUGUCCCAACUAAUUAGGGGAAAACUGGAUUUUACAUGAGUUUCUAUUUUUAUGCCUCGUACUUGCUUCUUUCUGUCUCUUCCCUUGAAAUAUUAAACUAUAAGAAGUGAAAAGGAGUUAGAAACUCAUUAUUUAUCUUCCUAUUCUAUUAUAUUGUGAAAAUAACAGCUGACCUUUAAGAAGAUAAAACUUAGGGAAAGCAUAAAAUCAUUUGGGCCGAAACCCCUCUCUAAAAUAGAAUUAUACUUUUUUUUAUUCAUUGUUCCAUAUUUCUUUAUGUGAGUGAUCUAAGCUAAAUACUUAAACAAUCUCAAUAUAUUCUCUUUUUAAAUUAUAAUGCAUAUGAAGCUACUUAAUGUAGGGAAUGCUAGAAAAAAUAUAAGAAAUAUAUCUCUAAAAGCAUUUUAUUUUCCUGUAAUUACGAUGUUUUUGUUGUCUUUUAAGAACCAGUUAAACACCAUUUUAUUCAAAUGGUUUUUUCCCCCUUUUCUUUCUUCAUGUAAUUAGCAUUAAAAAAAUAUCCAAAAUCGAAUCCUGGAUUUGCUACUGCUCCUGAAUAAUAGUUAAAUAGGGGUUUCAAGCUUCCAAAAGAAGCAUUUGGUAGCCUUAGCUUAGUGUAAACAAAGCAUUUCAUGUUCUAAAUUUUCUAGGAAAAGGGAUUUACAAUUCUUUACUUUGGUUUAUUGACAUUGACCUGGUACACAAUUGUGCCCUCUCAGAAAAUUGCUGGAUCAGGCAUCCUCCACAUUUUGACAAAACUAAGGCUUUUCUGCCAUUCCAAAGAGGCUACUUUCACAUAUGGCAACCACAUGAAGUCCAAAAAUGAUCCUCAUCGUAGGAAAAAAAAAACCAUUUUACUAAUGUGUUAGUUAGGCUUUUAAGAGUGUCUUCCGUUUCAAAGCCGCUGCAAACAAUUUCAUCAAUAUUACAAGCCUUGAAAGUAACUUUGUCUCACAACAGUCCUACUUGAUUAAGAAAUAAAGUAGAACAACAGAAUGAUCAAAUUGUGUUUUUAUUAUUACUAACAAAGUGAAGUCCUAACCUACAAGUUAAAAUAUAUACAUAUUUAGUGGAUAUUCACUGGCAUAAUCUAAUGUAAAUUGCAUUGCAAUUCCAGAAUCCAAAUUCCACUUGAUACAGAAUGCUUGCUAAGUUAACUAGAAAGUAUUUGAUUGAUAGGAAAUAAAUAAUGUCUUCCUUUUGUUAGCCGCAGCAAUGUACAGGCAGACUGAAAUUAAAAAAUUUCAAAUUUAAAUGUCAAAAUUCAUCAAUUUUAGUAUAUUAAUAAAGUCCGAGCUACAGGCUCAAAACUUGGCAGUUGUGUGAUUUGGUCAGCUAUAAACAAUGUCUAUUAAAUAUUACCUAGCAAAUUCUAAUUCUAAUCUUGGGUUAUUAAGUACCUAAUUUAUGACUGGAUUGGUAUGAAAAGCAGUUUUACUUAAAUCGCUAUUUUAUUCAUUUUUGGCCAUUUUAUUUCUCUCGAGGGUACUAGCUUUAAAAAACAUAGCAUAAAUUUGAGCUAAUAAAAUUCAAGUGAUAAAGAACGUAAAUGAUAUUGAGAUACAAUUUUUUAAUAAUAAACAAUGUUUACCUAGGGUGACCCGUACUGCUGCUAACAAGGGUGCUGCCCAACGUCUCUCAUCCCCUAGCUUAUUUUAUUUAUUUAUGAAAUAUAUUUUACCAAGAGAUGACAGGGUGAAAGAAAAAAUAUUUCUUUUGUGCAUUAUAAAAACUAAAUGAUUAAAAAUUUGAAUUUUUAUUGUUAUAACGUAUUCUAUCACAAAUACAAAUUGUAAAUGCAUGAAAGUACCAGAUUGUUUGAAAUAGGUAAAACAUUAUGUAUACUGUCAUGUUUUUCUGCAUGGUCUGUUGGGCUAAGUGUUAUGAACGUAGAAAGUUGAACCACCACUUGAAAAUAACCACAUGCUCCAUCAGAUACUGAGUUAUGUUGCAAAAUGUUUUAAACAAUUGGUUUUUUAAAUUUUUAGCAGUAUUUCCCUUUAUGCACUGAAGGAGAUAUAGGUUAUUUAUGCCACUGGAUUUGAGUUCAAUCAGCUUGUUGCAAUUUUUCUAAUAACUGAAAGUUUUGAAAACUUGUGGAAUAUCAAGCUCUAAACAAGGAUGAAUAGUUAUUAAUCAAAUUUGAAUGUGAAUAAAAAUACCAUCAUUUUCAAGAAUAUUAGACAUUCUUUAUAUAAGUGGAAUUUAGCUUUAAGGAAAUUGAAGAUGCCAGUACAACUGGAAAAAUUGGCUACAUCCUGUACGUCUUUUCUUGUGAUGGCAGCAGCAGUAAUAAAAUUUUCACUUUUUUUUUCUCUUGUCGUAACGAACAAUACCAUUGUAAACUGAGGAGAUAAGUGUAGAGCUUUUAAAGGGUCAUGAUGUGAAGAUUAUUUAGAUUUAAUAAAAUAGCAACUUUUGAAGUUGCUUCUAAUAGAUAAAAACAUAUAAAUUCAAGACAAUUACUGCCUUAAUAUACACUGAUUAAAAUAAUAAUUAAACCUACUGCUGCUACUCAAUAUUUACUGUCAGCUGAUUUUUUUAACUACUUUUGUAAGACUUCAUCUCCAUAAAAGAGGAACAUCCAGACAGGGAAUAAACUAAUAUAAUUAAAUAAGCUGUUUUUGAAUGGUCCAUUUGGUUCUUAUUUGAUGUUCUAAAUAUCUGUAUAUAACAUUAUAAAACCAUGGCGUGUUUCAUCUUGAUCAUACUAUAACCAUCAUCAUCCUUUAAGUAAAAUAUUUUGUUUCUAUUAUUUAUAUUACAUAUAAAUAUAUCAGGGUGGCUACCAGACUGUUAAGAGUAAAAUUCCCUCACUUUUUCCUGUUUAAUGAAGGUUUCCCUGACCUAUAUGCCAGUCAGGAGACAAAAAUGUGUAGUUUAUAUCUAAAUUUAUUUAUUAUAAAUGAUUGGAAAUUGAAAGAUUAGAAUAAAAAAAGGCUAUUCAGUCUUAUUAAACAACAAAUAUAAUGUUCUGCAAGAAGUAUUUUAUAAACUUGAUCAGGAUUUUUAUUUUAGAAAACUGAACUUUAAAUAAUUCAUUUUUAUCGCUUUUAUUUAUUUUCAUAAACUGAGAAGAGGUAAAAGUUGAAACUUGACACUUUAUUAUAAAAUAUAAAGGCGAUUGUUAUUUUAAUAUAGUUCCACAUAAGUAAUUUAGUUUUUUUUAUUGCCACAAACAGCGUCAUAAUUAUCCAUACAAUACCAACUGUUAUGCUGGGUCACUGACACAUGUGUAUAACAUGCGUUUCUCAGCAACCUUAUAAACUCAAGUUUACAUGAUACAAUAAUUACAAGUUUGCAUCUAAAUGACGGGGGACCUUUAACUUCUCCACCUUUUCCUAUGGAAAAGCUCCGUAAAGUCUCAAUGGUGUAGAAGGGACAGACCAAACAAAAGAUUUAAAGAAAAAACAUUUCUGUUUAGUACAUGCCACUUAAAGGAGCACUAUGGGUCCGAUGAAGGAGUGCUUGCCAACCAAUGAAUUUCUACUACCACAGCCACAUGCAUUAAAUAAAAAUAUAAUUGAAAUAUCAGAAAAUCAAGUUAAACAAUACUACUUGUCCACUAUUGGAUAGUUAAACAAUACUACUUGUCCACUAUUGGAUAUCUCUAAACUACAUUUCUGUUCCUGCCGAGUUCAGAAGUGAAUAUAAAAAAAAAUACUGAAACUACCAUAACUUACACCCGAUGAACACAGCCUGCAUUGG
Nezara viridula (southern green stink bug) is the source of this 6583-nucleotide messenger RNA. The record is from the annotation of a GenBank genome assembly. NCBI's taxonomy places the organism in Eukaryota, Metazoa, Arthropoda, Insecta, Hemiptera, Pentatomidae.